Messenger RNA from Trichoderma citrinoviride, 376 nucleotides. RefSeq lists its product as hypothetical. The transcript has a single exon. The coding region runs from base 1 to 375 and encodes 124 amino acids. Gene Ontology annotation, biological process: protein stabilization; negative regulation of apoptotic process. Lineage: Eukaryota; Fungi; Ascomycota; Sordariomycetes; Hypocreales; Hypocreaceae. The record is from RefSeq and is a predicted model, not a curated record.
AUGUCCUCCGCAGACGCCUCCGACCCCCCACCGACCCAGUCCUCCGGCACCGCCGAAGACCGCAAAGCCGCCUCCGCCCUCGCCGACCUCGACGCCCCUGCCUCCUCCGCCGCCGACGCCUCCUCCGCAAACAACGUCGACCACGAGGCCGUCUCCAAAGCCGUCUCCUCCCUCCCCGCCAACAAAACAGCCUCUUCUUCCUCUGCCACCACCACAGCUCCCGGCGCUGCGGCCAAGAAGACCGUCAAGGUGGAUGCCGCUGACGUCGCGCUGCUCGUGGACCAGAUCGAGGUCACCAAGGCCAGGGCCACGGAGCUGCUCAAGGCGCAUGAUGGGGAUGCUGUCGCUGCGCUUAGGGCUGUCGCGAGGGGUUGAG